UCUGUGAGGUUCAACCUGAGCAUACCCCGCUCCUCCCUAGCGGCCGCCCCGCCACCCAGCUCGGACUCCCCCAGAGCCAAUGGGUCUCUCACCCAGCUCAGGUGCUGGAUGCUCCAAUCCAGACCCCAGGAGAGGGCGCUCUUCGGUUCCGCGAAUCUUUCCCGUCCACAUCCUCUGAGGGAGUGGGGUCCACCACAGGGACUCGCGGAGGGGGAGCCCCGUCACCUGACAGAUUCCUUCUGAGGCUGGGGCUCUGGGGGCGGGAGGCGCCUCACUGUGCCAUGUGCCUGGCCCACCCCUCACCACGGCUCAGAUCAGUUCUCCCACAAAAGCAGCUGCCGUGUCCCCCGCGUUCCAAGGAAAUGGAAGGACAGGGAGUUCUGUGCGACGCCCGUCUCAGGCCAGAGAUGUGUGGAGUGAGCUCCCCGUCAGGGGAGGCAUUCAAGCCGAACGCUGGCGGAGCACCUGCUGUAGUUCCGUAGUGGAUGUCUACGAUCAGGUGAGGCCGGGGCUGGGUGAGAGGCGUCCCCUCCCGGAGCCGAGCGCCGACCCACGCUGCGCCCAUUCGCCAGCUCCGCGCGCUAGCACCGACCCCCGGCACGGCCGACCCCGGACGCCCCGCCCAGCCCCACACCCCGGCACCUACGACGCCCCCACACUUAGUGCCAGGCAAGCGCCCAGCCCAGGCGGCGCCCCCUGACAGCACUCCAGGCCGCCCCAGGUCCCUGCACCACCUCUGCGCCAUGCUCCUAGCCUCGGCCCCGCCCCACGUUCCUGGCUGGCCUCCCGGACCCUCUGCGCCGCCCGGACCCCGCGGUCCCCAGCCCAGCCCCUCGGUUCCCCGCGUCCCGGGUCCCACCCCUCCAGCGGAGGCGCCCAGCGGCAGGGGCUGGCGCAGGAGUGGGCGCUUGCUCGACUGGCGGGCAGAGGAACCGCCGCUCGCUGGACGCGGCGGCCAAAAUGUUCCUGGAGCACCAGCACGAAUUUAUUGGGCCUCUGCUGUGUGUACACACUGCGGUUCAGCAGGGAACCAAACACCACAGGAAGGAGGGUGUUGUCGUCACGGUGCCCACACAGGAAAGAAACAAACACAAUGGGAAACUAUGCCCCAGACGUCCGUUGUCUUCUCCAGCAUCCUUGGGCCCAGCUGUAGUGGACAGGUGCAGCCUGGCAUGGGGGAGCGUGGAGGUGGGGCCGGUGGUGGCUCCGGGGACCUCAUCUUCCAAGAUGGACGCCUCAUCUCUGGGUCCCUGGAGGCCCUGAUGGAGCACCUUGUUCCCACAGUGGAUUAUUACCCCGAUAGGACGUACAUCUUCACCUUUCUCCUGAGCUCCCGGGUCUUUAUGCCCCCUCAUGACCUGCUGGCCCGUGUGGGGCAGAUCUGUGUAGAGCAGAAGCAGCAGCUGGAGGCCGGGCCUGAAAAGGCCAAGCUGAAGUCCUUCUCAGCCAAGAUCGUGCAGCUCCUGAAGGAGUGGACGGAGGCCUUCCCCUAUGACUUCCAGGAUGAGAAGGCCAUGGCCGAGCUGAAAGCCAUCACACACCGUGUCACCCAGUGCGACGAGGAGAAUGGCACAGUGAAGAAGGCCAUUGCCCAGAUGACGCAGAGCCUGUUGCUGUCCCUGGCUGCCCGGAGCCAGCUCCAGGAACUGCGCGAGAAGCUCCGGCUACCGGCUGUAGACAAGGGGCCCAUCCUCAAGACCAAGCCACCAGCCGCCCAGAAGGACAUCCUGGGCGUAUGCUGCGACCCCCUGGUGCUGGCCCAGCAGCUGACUCACAUUGAGCUGGACAGGGUCAGCAGCAUUUACCCUGAGGACUUGAUGCAGAUCGUCAGCCACAUGGACUCCUUGGACAACCACAGGUGCCGAGGGGACCUGACCAAGACCUACAGCCUGGAGGCCUAUGACAACUGGUUCAACUGCCUGAGCAUGCUGGUGGCCACUGAGGUGUGCCGGGUGGUGAAGAAGAAACACCGGACCCGCAUGUUGGAGUUUUUCAUUGAUGUGGCCCGGGAGUGCUUCAACAUCGGGAACUUCAACUCCAUGAUGGCCAUCAUCUCUGGCAUGAACCUCAGUCCUGUGGCGAGGCUGAAGAAAACCUGGUCCAAGGUCAAGACAGCCAAGUUUGAUGUCUUGGAGCAUCACAUGGACCCAUCUAGCAACUUCUGCAACUACCGCACAGCCCUGCAGGGGGCCACGCAGAGGUCCCAGAUGGCCAACAGCAGCCGUGAGAAGAUUGUCAUCCCUGUGUUCAACCUCUUCGUUAAGGACAUCUACUUCUUGCACAAAAUCCACACCAACCACCUACCCAACGGGCACAUUAACUUCAAGAAAUUUUGGGAGAUCUCCAGACAGAUCCAUGAGUUCAUGACAUGGACACAGGUAGAGUGUCCCUUCGAGAAGGACAAGAAGAUUCAGAGUUACCUGCUCACGGCGCCCAUCUACAGCGAGGAAGCUCUCUUCGUCGCCUCCUUUGAAAGUGAGGGUCCUGAGAACCACAUGGAAAAAGACAGCUGGAAGACCCUCAGGACCACCCUCCUGAACAGAGCCUGAGGCGGAUGCAGCCUGCGACGCCAGAGGAAGCACGCGCACUAACUGGGUUUAAAUUUCGACUGAUGUGGGUUGAGAUGAGGAGGCCUCACUGGUUGGGGUCCGUUUUGUAUAUAACUUUUAUGAGAAAAAAAAUGGUAAUUAUUUCAUGCAUCAACCUUUGGCACUUACAAAGUUUUUUUUGUUUAUUUUAAAUAACAGGGCAGGGCCCUGCUUUGGGGAGGGAGAGGGGAGAGUAUCAUGGGAGAUGGCAUCCAUGAUAACAUCUUAUUCUAAUGAAAUGUAGAUUUUUAUUUUCUACUUUUGAUUAUUAACAUCUUAUGAAAAAAAUAUUUUAAAAAACCCAACCAAAACCAACGUGAGCCCUGCCUGCUCGGACGCCUUUCCAGCCAGUGUCUCUGACGUCGGGGUUAGUGCCUUAGAGGGUACUGGGGUCUGGUCUUCCUGCUCUGUGGUUCGGGCUGUGGUGAGUCCCACUCCAUCUGGGCGCCUGCCCUCAGGAGGGCUGGUGGCUGGGAGGUCACGUCCGCACACUUCUGGAAGUGAGCCUUUGAGUACAGGCUGUCCAAAGUUUACAUUUUCAUUUUCCUUUCAGGGAUUUGUGGGGUCAGGGAGGGGCAGGGGGCACCUGGCAGCAUAUUUUCUGUGACAAUGUGUCCAGCAAAUCAUUCUUCAACUACAUUUUAGAAAGCAGGAAAUCUAAAAUAAGGGAGGGAAGCAUGGAGUUGUCAGUCUUUGGGCUGCGACUGAAAGACACACUGAGCUGUGAUGAAGAAGAGUACACGGCUGACUCCAGGGUGGUGACAUUUAGAGCUAGUCUUGAAACCUACCUACAGAGGGGAGGGAGCCAACAGCCCUCCUCCCACCUGGGUGGGCAGCGCCCCUAAUUGGAGUUGGAAACAAAAUUCGCCAGGCCAUACUGCUGGAGCCCAUUCAGAUAAAACUGCCCAAUACCGAGAGGUGUUUUCUACACCCAGCUAGAGGAGCACACUCCAUUUUCCCAUGUCUGACUUCCUGGUGUGAGCCCUGGGCCCUACUGACCAUGGCGCAGGACAGCUGUCCUUCAGAAAGCGUGAGGUCUAUCCACGCGGACCGUCUCCCUUGCAGGAAUUCCGUACCCUCGUCCCUCUCUGCAUUCCCGGCUUCUGCAGGAGCCUUGAUUAAUGGGGAAGCCUGGGUGAGGAUGGGCCAGGUCCCAAUUCCCAAAGCUCCUGGGAGAGCCUGAAGACACUGGGAGAGGCUGGGCCUGGGGAGGAGGCAGCCCCAGGCCCGCUGCCCAUGCCUCUGGUCCUGGGUGGAGCAGGAAUAGUUCCACUGUAUUGUCACAGUGUGUUUGCACUUUCUGAGGUUCUAGCUAGUACAGAUUGUAUAUUGAUAGUACAUAUUGCUUUGUUUAUGUCUUUGAGAUGAGAAAGGCUUAAAACUUGAGAAUAUAUAUUUGGAAUACAGCCUUAGAACGGUUUCUGUACACAUCCACGUGCACUUCACGGGUGAUCAGUUCUAGUACCUACUUGAAACAGUGUCUAUGUUUGCUACUUUAUUUUCCCAAUUUGAUACAUACCCUGAUUUGAUGUUUUGGUAUUUAAGAUGAACUCUGAGUAUGAAGCUGUACCAUAAUGCAGGAUGUCAGUUUUGGUGUGACUGGACAUACUUGCUUCAAUAAAAGAACACGUCACUCCCC
Piliocolobus tephrosceles (Ugandan red Colobus) is the source of this 4227-nucleotide messenger RNA. It is a transcript of the gene RASGEF1A, whose product is annotated as RasGEF domain family member 1A. The coding region runs from base 744 to 2549 and encodes 601 amino acids. The record is from RefSeq and is a predicted model, not a curated record. Gene Ontology annotation, biological process: Ras protein signal transduction. The transcript is spliced from 14 exons. Gene Ontology annotation, cellular component: plasma membrane. NCBI's taxonomy places the organism in Eukaryota, Metazoa, Chordata, Mammalia, Primates, Cercopithecidae. Gene Ontology annotation, molecular function: guanyl-nucleotide exchange factor activity.